AUGGAUCGGCACGCGAAUGGAGCAAUGGCCGAGAAGCAAAACCCCGUGGACUACGGGGUCCAGAUCCGCUUCAUCGAUGACCUGACGGAGCCCAAGAAGCCCCACAAGAUUCGGUCCAAGGCGGCCAAGCCAAGCUCUUACGGGGUGGCAGUGCGGGUACAGGGCAUCGACGGGCAGCCCUUCGUGGUCCUCAACAGCGGGGAGCGUGGCAGCGACUCCUUCGGCGUGCAGAUCAAAAGUGAAAGUGCGUACAGCGGCCUCCCUGCCGCUCAGCCGUCGCCUGCCAGCUCCCCCAGUCGCUACCCCAAGGAGACUUCGGGUUCGCUCAGCUCCGACUCCGACCUGCCAGAGAACGCCUACGCGGCACGGCGCGCCCGGUACAGCACGUCCGACGAGGAGCAGAGCUCCCGGCCCCGUGGAAAGGGACCUCUGGCUGGCCCUGCCCGGUCCCGGUCCCCUCAGGGUGGCCGCCGGCCGCUGCUUCCCAAGAAGCCGUUUGGCGAUGAGCUGAGGCGGACGCAGUCUCACAGCUCUCUGCUGGGCCCCGAGUCGGGGGAGCCCUUCGUCCCGAGCCGUCCCAGUGUGCAGACCAACGGCACCGCUCAGCCACGGCUGCUGGGCAAGGCCAAGAGUGGCAGCAUGGUGAACAUCGCUGUCCAGAAGGGGCCCGAGGCGAGCAAGAAGGCCUCUUCUGCCUUUGGCCAGCAGCCCCUUGGCAAGCAGCCGCCUCCUGACCCAGAGUCCUCCAGGCCCAGCCCGCUGGCCGCCAUGGGCGACAUCGACACGAAGCCCCUGUCCUCGGUGGAUUCCCUCAUCAGCAAGUUUGACGGGAAGGUCCAGCAGCGAGGCCGCACUGCCCGCCGCAGCCGUAUCCCCCCGGACGAGAGGAAGCGGUCGCAGAGCUUGGAUGGGCGCACGUCCUACCAUGAUACAGCGGACUCCCGGGAGCUGACCACCGCCAAGCAUCAGCCCGGCUUUCAGGAGGGGCUGAAGCCGCCUGCUGUCACCUUGCAUGCUGGCAGCCUGCCCAGGACAAGGAGGGAAGACUUGAAGACUGGUGUGGCCAGCAGGUCCCAGCCCACACGGGACUGGGCAAAUAAUGGCCCUGAGGAACCUCUGGUGGAGCAGCAGCAAAGUCAAGUGCAGUCGGAGUUGCAGCUCAAGUCCACUCCGGACCUACUGAAGGACCAGCAGGAAGCGUCUCCGGCUGGGAGCAAUGAGCACGUGAAGGAACUGAUCUAUGCUAUCCUGAAGGACGGGAGCAAAGACAGUGAAGUCAUGCUAAAGAGGAAGGCAAACCUGCUGCUGGAGAAGGUCCAGGAACUUGCGGUGCCUCCUGAGGACACGGGAGCCCCCAGCCCCCAGCAGGCCGAGCUGGCGCGGAGGGUGGAGGAGCUGCAGCACAAGCUGGAUGAGGAGAUGAAGCUCCGCCAGAAGCUGGAGCUCACUAGGGAGUCUCCCAGGAGCAGCGCCAUGCAGGACCUGGAGCUGCGGCUGGCCAGGGUGGAGGAGGAGAGCCAGCGCCUCCAGGGAGCCCUGGAGAAGAAGAGCCAGGAGCUGCAGAGCAGCUUGAGAGAGCUGAACGAAGUGAAAAGGGCCAGAGAGCAGGCCGAGGCCAGGCUGGGUGACUGCGAGGAGCAGUUGAUGGGGAUGCAGGAGGAACUUGACCGCUUCCGGCAAGGCAUGGGAGAUGUGCCUGAGGGGGACGCGCUGCUGAAGGACCUGCUGGAGACCCGGGAAGAGCUGGAGGAGGUGCUGACUGCCAAGCAGCGGCAGGAGGAGCACCUGCGGCAGCGUGAGCGGGAGCUGACGGCACUCAAGGGCGUACUGAAGGAGGAGGUGGCCAGUCACGACAAGGAGCUGGACCAGCUGCGGCAGCAAUACCAGCAUGAUGUGGACCAGCUGCGGCGCAGCAUGGAGGACGUGUCCCAGGACCAAGCCAACCUGGAGACGGAGCGGCAGAAGAUCAACUCGAUAGUGAGGAACCUGCAGAGGGAGCUGGCAGAGAGCACCGAGGAGACUGGGCACUGGAGGGACAUGUUCCAGAAGAACAAGGAGGAGCUGCGCAGCACCAAGCAGGAGCUGAUGCAGGUGAAGCUGGAGCGGGAGGAGUUUGAAGAAGAGCUGCGGGAACUGCGGGAGCGAUUCUCAGCCGUGCGGCUGCAGGCCGAUCAGGCUCGGAGCAGCGCCACAAACACUGGCGAACUUGAAGCCCUCAAGAAGGAGCUGCGCCAGGCCCGGGAGGAGCAGAGGGAGCUGACAGCUGAGAAGCAGGCGCAGGAUGAGCUGCUGCGGCAGCGGGAGAGGGAGCUGCUGGCGCUGAAGGCGACGCUGCAGGAGACAGCAGGCAGCCACAGCCGGGAGCUGGAGCAGCUGCAGGAGCAGUUCCAGAGGAGCCUGCAGCAGCUGCAGAAGGACUCGGACGAGGCUGUCAAGGGGAAGGUGGUGCUGGAGAGUGAGCGGGAGGUGGCAGAGCAGACGCGGAGGGCAGUGGAAGCCACACUGCGGGAGACACAGGAGCAUAAUGAUGACCUGCGCAGGAAGGUCCUGAGUCUGGAGGCGCAGCUCAAGGACUACCGGCAUGUGGCUGAGGACUGGGAGGGUGUCGAGGCCCGUCUCAAGGACAAAAUCGCCAAGCUGGAGGCGGAGCGCCGGCAGAUGGAGGAAACUCUAGGGGAAGCCACUGACCAGGAGCAGGAGCUGCUGCUGGUUAAGAGGACCCUGGAGAACCGGCUGGAUGAGGCCCAGCGGAGCCUGAGCCGACUAUCACUGGAGCACCAGGAGCUGAGCUCCUCCUACCAGGAGGAGCUGCGGCAGAAGGAGCAGCUGAAGAGGCUGAAGAUAGAGAUGGAGGAGCAGAAGCGGCUGCUGGACAGGACUAUCGAGAAGCUGACCAAGGAGAUGGAGCAGAUGGCUGAGGAAUCCCACCACUCUCUGGCCCUGCUGCAGUCGCAGCUGGAGGACUACAAGGAGAAGUCGCGCAAGGAGCUGGGGGACUCCCAGAAGCAGGCCAAGGACCGGGGUGCAGAACUGGAGAAGGCACAGUUCAGCCUGGCCCGGCUGCAGGAUGAGGUCACGCGGCUGAAGCAGGCCCUGCAGGACAGCCAGGCAGAGCGGGAGAGUGCCGUGCUAGACAGAGAAGUGCUUGCCCAGCGUCUGCAGCACCUGGAGCAGCAGGCGGAGGUCAAGAAGCGCUCUCAGGAUGAUCGUUCCCGCCAAGUCAAGGCACUGGAGGAGAAGUCAAAGCGCCUGGAGAUGGAGCUGGACGAGGAGCGGAGCUCAGUGGAGCUGCUGACAGAAAGGGUGAACCGCAGCCGCGACCAGAUCGACCAGCUGCGGGCAGAGCUGCUGCAGGAACGCUCCAGCCGCCAGGACCUCGAGUGUGACAAGAUCUCCCUGGAGAGGCAGAACAAGGACCUGAAGAGCCGUCUGGCCAGCUCAGAGGGGCUGCAGAAACCCAGCGCCAGCCUGACGCAGCUGGAGUCACGGGUCCAAGAGCUGCAGGACAAGCUGCAGGCUGAGGAGAGGGAGAAGAACGUGCUGGUGUCUUCCAACCGCAAGCUGGAGCGGAAGGUGAAGGAGCUGACUAUCCAGAUCGAUGACGAGAGGCAGCACGUGAAUGACCAGAAGGACCAGCUGAGUCUGCGUGUCAAAGCCCUCAAGCGGCAGGUGGACGAGGCAGAGGAGGAGAUCGAGCGCUUGGAGGGUGUCAGGAAGAAAGCACAGUGGGAGCUGGAGGAGCAGCACGAGCUCAACGAGCAGCUACAGAACCGCGUCAAGGCCCUGGAGAAGGAGGCCUGGCGCAAAGCAGCACGCUCAGCUGCAGAGGCCUCACUGAAGGAUGACCAGCUGAGCUCAGACGAGGAGUUCGACAGCGCUUAUGGCCCAUCCUCCAUCGCCUCGCUGCUGACUGAGGCAAACCUGCAGACCAGCUCAUGCUAGCGGCUGCCAUGCUGGGGGCCGAGCCAGGCUCCUCCCUUGGACAAAGGCCAGACCCAUCUUCUCUUGAAGGGAAAAUGCCUCCUUGGCAUGGAGUUGACCGGGACACCAGCCAUGUUGAAGGAGCUGUCGGCCAGUGGCGGCACCAGGCCUGGUUGUGAACUCUAGCAAUAAUCCCAUGAAGGAAGGGCAGGCUGGUGUUCUGGGUUAAUUCUUGUGGGGGUAGGGACAGAUGGAAAUGGGUGCAGGUACCCCAGCAAAUCCUAUUUGACGGUUCUUUGUUCUUAGGGCAUUGCUUUAAGGAUGGACGGCUCACAUCUUAACCAAAUAUUUUUGUACAUGGGGGGGUGGAGGGUAGAAUAUAUGUGUGGGCAUGGGUGUGCAACAGGAGAGGACAGUGGCCCCUGGGGCUCAGAGAGGGCUGUUUCUGGCUCUGCCCUUAAUGGAGAAGUGUGGCAGAGACCACGGGUGAUUGGUGCCUCCUGACUCAGGGGGGGCACUUGCCCCCACAGCAGCCAGUCAGCAACUGGUGUGGGUGGGAUCGCACUGACCACGGGGGGUUCUGGGUUGAUACGAUUGGCCGCAGGAGAACACUUCCUCUCUUCC
Messenger RNA from Gavialis gangeticus (Gharial), 4545 nucleotides. RefSeq names its product cingulin (gene CGN). The transcript has 20 exons. Bases 1 to 3942 code for a protein of 1313 amino acids. Lineage: Eukaryota; Metazoa; Chordata; Crocodylia; Gavialidae. The record is from RefSeq and is a predicted model, not a curated record. Gene Ontology annotation, cellular component: myosin complex.